AUGUACAGAAUUAUUACAAACUCUUUGCCGUUAGUUCAACUACAAUCUGAAUUACUAGAAUCUUUGGAAGUUGGUGCGGCUGAAUUGUGGAACGUUUGUAGUUCCAUUUCUACAAACCAUGCUAAUACAACAUACAACAUAAAGCUAUUUUGUAUAUUGUUGCUUAGUAUCUAUGAAUUGCUUAAUCCUAGUAUUGGUCGAUGUUUGACAAAUAUUUCAUGUAUUAUUACACUUUAUUCAAAUUCAAUCACAAAGGAUAUCAAUGAUGUAAUGAAGAAAUGCAACACUUAUUUGGAACCGAUGAUUUCGAAGUUAGUGAUACUUGAUAAGGACUCACCAUUUGAUCAACGGAAUCAAAAGCUUCUUAAUGAAUACAAAGAAAAACUGAUUAUGUUGAAUUUGAACUAUGCUGUAAUUACCAAUGAUUUUGUUUUAGCAAAAAGUUAUGCAGAAAGAAUUCUGAUUUCUUCAAUAAAAUUGGUUGAACCUUCUUUUGUUUUUGAAUGCUGCAGGGUUCUUUAUAACUCUAGUUUAACCAAAUAUCAAGAAGAAAAGCACGAUGAAGCACGGUUUUUGGUUUUGAUUGCCAUAAAAUAUUUGGAAGGGAUAUCAGUUGAGUCAACAAGGUACAGACAACGAUAUUUACACUGUUAUAUUCUACUAGUAAAAAUCUAUAAAGGAAUUGAUACAACUGAUACAAAAAACCAAGCUAAAGAAACACUUCUUGUUUUGCAGAAAAGUUUUCCAAAUUCACUUGAUAUUUACCAUAUUUAUCUUGAUAUAUGUGAUUCUGAGAAUAUUGACGGGUUGGAAGAUAUGCUUAUGCAAAUGGUUACUUCCGUGAAUUUAGAGGAAGAGUUUGAUAAAACCAUAAACUUGUUAAAACUGUGCGUUAACAAGAGUUUCAAAGGUGUCAACAAAUGCUUAGAUUAUUUAUUGACUCAUUUUAGUAAAGAACAGAAAUUUACUGAAACCAUAGUGGUUACCAAAUUUGUCACCAAUAUAUUGUUAUGUAAAAACACCGAAUCAAUGGAGAUAAUAUCGGAAUUGAGCCAGUUUAUACAAGUAAUCGAGAGAACGCUACAGAGCCAGUUAUCAAUAUCUGCCAAAUCAAGCAUCAUAGCAAUUGUGUGGUCUCAAGGAAUGAAAGAAUACAAGCUUUGUAAUUACAAAGAGAGUAUUAAAUGGUUUGAAUUGGCUCUAUCACGAUUGUUUUACAUUGAAUAUUCAGAGAACCAAGAUAGAGGGAAAAUUAUACGGGCUAUACAAAAUAACCAUUUUGAACUUGGAAAUUAUAAUGAGGUUAUUUCUAUGGUUGAACUAAUGGAUAGAGAAGAUAAACUGGCAAUUUUAACUCAGUUUAAUAUAUUCAGAUCCUAUUUGAUGUUGGGAAAUACCAACAAAGCAAUGGAAUGCAUAUGUAAAUUAACCGAGCAUGAUGCUCCACUUGCUAUUCUAACAAUUGCAGCUUGUAUUCUUGAAAGUAAAGAUAAGCUAGCACCAAGUUUUAUCAAAACUAUUUUUCUCAAGUUGGUUGAAUAUAUGUGUGGCUUUGAGUUUACUGAAGAAUAUAUUAACAAGAUUCAAUCACAUGAUAUUGUAUUCCCAGCAUGUUGCCGUUGUGCCGUGGUUAUGUAUAGCAAUGAAUUGGAAAAUAGUGAUUCUAUUGAUAUUGAUUUAUUGUCUUCACUUCGAGAGUUACUUCAAAAAAGUUGUGAAAUAGCGACUAAAUUAAUUGAUGCUAAAGCUAAAAUCUUUACAAUUAACGAUUUGGAAUGGUUUGCAAGUAAAUCAUACAAUAUUGGACUAAGCUGUUACGGGAAGGAGAAUUUAGAGCCAUCUUCAAAUGUUGCAAGUGAUUUUUGCAAGAUUAGUAUAUCAUUUAUUGAUCUAAUAACCCCAGAGAUUGAACCUUCAAGAUACCAACAAUUACUAUUAUGGAAGACCAGAGCAAAUCUUUUGAAUAUAAUGUUUACAUGUUCUAGUUAUGAUUUAAAUGCAAAUGAAUGGAACGAAAUCCGAACAAAAUGUUUGGAAUUGAAAGAAAUAAUUCUAAAGCAAAAUCAUGUGACAGAAAUAGAAUGGAAGGAAUGUCUUCAACAAGUUAUGAUAUAUCAUUUCCAGGCAGAACUAUCAGUGGGAUCAAUUCAAAGUUUAUCGACAAUAGUUGACGACUGUACAGUAUUCAAGAAUAAGAUUACAAUAGAAAUAUUUAGUAUUUUUGUUAAUUUACUUAUGGAUACAGAGCGUACAAUUGCCAAUCACACGAAAAAGCAAAUACUCAAACAGAUUAUCGAUAAAUCAUUUAGUUAUCCACAACCUGCCUUACAAAGUAAACUGAUAAUAACUUGGGUGAGACAUUUAUUUGAAUUAUGUGAACAAAACUAUGGUGAUAAUGAAAAAUCAUUACUAACAAAUUUAUAUAAAUUGAUAAAAGCAAACCAAUCAGAGAUAAUUAUUCCAACAUUUGAAAUUGAAUGGCUUGCAACCACAUGUUGGAAUUUUGGAAUAGUUUCACUAAUGUAUGUAAAAGAACAUGAACUACAAGACAAAGAAGGGGGAUAG
This is a messenger RNA of Candida tropicalis MYA-3404, 2565 nucleotides long. It is a transcript of the gene SPO22, whose product is annotated as Spo22p. The transcript has a single exon. Gene Ontology annotation, biological process: regulation of synaptonemal complex assembly; meiotic cell cycle. Gene Ontology annotation, molecular function: protein binding. The coding region runs from base 1 to 2565 and encodes 854 amino acids. The record is from RefSeq and is a predicted model, not a curated record. NCBI's taxonomy places the organism in Eukaryota, Fungi, Ascomycota, Pichiomycetes, Serinales, Debaryomycetaceae.